AGAUGCAACUUGAUGCUCGGCGGCUCUGCUGCAAUGCACAUCAUUGUGAUCAAAUGACACACUGUACAAGAAAGUGUGACGUAUUCUAAUUUCAGUGUCUUUGUCUGCAGGCAACGAAGCCUCUGAGAUUCUCAGCCGUACGACGUCAUGAUGUACGGACAGAUCCUUCAUCCGCACGACCCCGAUGAUCGCUUCAUUAACGUCAACGUUGGUGGUUUCAAACAACGAAUGGAGCACGACGUUCUGAAGCGAUUCCCGCAAACACGUCUGAGUCGCCUUCUGUGUUGCAGCUCCGAAGAGGCGGCCCUGGAGCUCUGCGAUGACUUCAGCCCCUCUGAGAUGGAGUACUACUUUGACCGCAAUCCGCGUUUUUUCUGCUACGUUCUCAACUUUUACCUCACGGGCAAAAUCCACCUGGUGGACGGGUUGUGCGUGCUCUCUUUUUGCCAAGAGAUCGAAUAUUGGGGCAUCAAGGAGCGCCACCUGGACUUCUGCUGCAGCAACAAAUUCCACGAAAUGAUGGAUCUCGCUGAAGACAAGAGCUGGGACCAGGAGAGCGAUGAACUGCAGCUCCACAGCUCGGACUCAUCGACUGAGGAGCUGUCAGCUUUGGCGGAAGAAAUGUUUGAAGGCUCCUGGUGUGCAGAUGUCCGCAGGAACAUCUGGAUUCGACUUGAGGAUCCAGGUUACUCCACUUCAGCCAAAGUGAUGGCCGUAGCAUCCCUAAGCGUGGUCCUUGUCUCUAUUGUUGCCAUGUGCGUCCACAGCAUGCCGGACUUCCACCAAGUGGAUCUCAAUGAUAAGAAGGUUGAAAACCCGGUGCUGAAUAUCUUUGAGGGCCUCUGUGUUCUGUUCUUCUCUGCAGAGUUUAUUCUUCGCUUGGCUGUUGCACCAUCAGCCAGGAAGUUCUUGUGCAGCCCUCUCAAUAUUAUUGACUUAAUGUCAAUUAUGCCCUUCUAUGUCACUAUGGCCUGUGAUGUAAUGGAUGGAGGUGAGAGCCCAGAGCUGGAGAAUGUUGGCAAAGUGGUGCAGAUCUUAAGGUUGAUGCGAGUGUUUCGAAUCCUUAAACUCGCUCGCCACUCAGCUGGCCUCCGCUCUCUCGGUGCCACGCUGCGCCACAGCUCCAGUGAAGUCGGGCAGCUGGUGCUCUUCUUGUCCGUGGGCAUUUCAAUGUUUUCCGCUCUCAUUUACUUCGUGGAAAAAGAAUCGCAAGAGUCGGAGCUGCAGACUAUGCCUAUCGGCUGGUGGUGGGCCACCAUUAGCAUGACUACAGUGGGCUAUGGGGACACCUGUCCCGUCACUCCUGGUGGGAAGCUGAUAGGAACCCUGUGCAUCCUCUGCGGGCUGCUGAUCGUGGCUCUGCCCAUCACUAACAUCUUCAACAAAUUCUCCAAGUUCUAUGAGAGGAAAAGACAGCUAGAUCUCAGACGAAGCAACAACUGAACCCUCGCCAGCGAGUUCCAGGAUGCAAUGUCAAAACAUUUAACCCCCACAAACUCCUUCAUCACUCACAAGAAGUUGUAAAAGAAGCUGUGGCCAUGACACAUGAGCAGGGGAAGAGGAUUAGCUGCACAAUGUACUAUAAUGAACUUGGCUAAAAU
Messenger RNA from Sebastes umbrosus (honeycomb rockfish), 1601 nucleotides. It is a transcript of the gene kcns3a, whose product is annotated as potassium voltage-gated channel, delayed-rectifier, subfamily S, member 3a. Gene Ontology annotation, biological process: potassium ion transmembrane transport; protein homooligomerization. Lineage: Eukaryota; Metazoa; Chordata; Actinopteri; Perciformes; Sebastidae. Gene Ontology annotation, cellular component: voltage-gated potassium channel complex; membrane. Gene Ontology annotation, molecular function: voltage-gated potassium channel activity. The record is from RefSeq and is a predicted model, not a curated record. The transcript has a single exon. The coding region runs from base 148 to 1443 and encodes 431 amino acids.